UAUAGCUUUACCUAUAAACAUAUGAUAUCAUAAUUAGCAGUCGAAAAAUACAGUUUUUUCUUCUUGUUCCUAAUCGCCAUUGAAGAAGCAUCAGGUGCUGCUAAGAAAGGCAGGAAAAUAAUGUUCAGAUCAUUCCUUCGAAAGGCCGUUUCUAAACAGCUUAGUUAUCAUCCAGAUGUCACUAAACAGCUUUGUCGUCAUCCUUUCCAGUUCCAUUCAAAGAGAGGAAUGCACAGCAGAAAUAAGAAGGCAAUGGAGUUCAUAGCUAAAGGGUGGAAUGCUCUGCAGGAAGUUGAUAGAGUAAUUGAUUAUUGUGAGCUUAAUGACAAACGUCUCAUUCCUCCACUAAGGACAGCAAAGGAGAAUUUUGAGUUGGCCCUAGAAGCAGACAACUCAAAUACGCAUGCAAGAUAUUGGCUUUCAAAACUUCAUCUCAAGUACCAUGUCCCUGGGGCAUGCAAAGCUGUAGGAGCUGCUUUAUUGGUUGAAGCUGCAGAAAUGGGUGAUCCAGAAGCUCAAUUUGAAUUAGGUUGCCGUUUAAGAGUCGAGAACGAGUAUGUGCAAUCAGAUCAGCAAGCAUUUUACUACUUGGAGAAAGCUGUUGACCAGUUGCAUCCAGGUGCACUAUACCUCUUGGGUGCUGUGUAUCUUACUGGGGACUGCGUGAAAAAGGAUGUUGGUUCUGCUUUGUGGUGUUUCCAUAGAGCAUCUCAGAAGGGUCAUGCUGGAGCAGCUAUAGCGUAUGGAUCCCUUUUACUCACAGGUGUGGAACUUCCAGAAUCAAUAACGAAAUUUUAUGUGAAGAGGGGGUCAUCAAGCAGAAUAUCAAGGAGGAACGGCGUUGAUGCUGAGCUUAAUCCGAUUGAGCUGGCCAGAGAACAAUUUGAAAUUGCUGCAAAAGCAGGAUCGGACCUUGGAUUUAGGUGGUUACAAAGAAUUGAGGAGGAAGUGAAACGUCUGCAGUCUUCCUAGCUCACGAAUAUCUGAGACAGAGUCGAUUGGUUAACGUACCUACAAGGGUAAGUUCAUAGCACUAAUACAUCUGAUGUAAGCUAUCUCUUGUUCUUUCAUUUUAGAUUGAGAUUGAUUUCCGGGAAUGAGUGACAAAUUCUACGACGAGUCAAUGGUUGCAGCUGCUAAGAUAUCUUGGGAAUGAUGUGGAUCAGAGUUAAGAGCAAGCUGGUAAUACAAGUAACUAAACAACCCUUGAUUGAAGUUCAUAUCAGUCUAUAUAAUAGGAUCAACUAGUAUUUCAGAGAUGACACAUUUCAAGUUAUUUUUGGAAAAAGUAUAAGCAUCUUCAUCUUUAUACAUGAACUCAGAUACUCUUGUAAGAUUAAUUAUAGGCAUAAGCAGAACUCUUGUUAUAAUAGUCGCAUCCACUUUAAAGUAUUCUUCAUUCAAA
Solanum pennellii is the source of this 1405-nucleotide messenger RNA. RefSeq lists its product as uncharacterized. The transcript is spliced from 9 exons. Gene Ontology annotation, molecular function: protein binding. NCBI's taxonomy places the organism in Eukaryota, Viridiplantae, Streptophyta, Magnoliopsida, Solanales, Solanaceae. The coding region runs from base 121 to 972 and encodes 283 amino acids. The record is from RefSeq and is a predicted model, not a curated record.